This is a messenger RNA of Micropterus dolomieu (smallmouth bass), 1313 nucleotides long. It is a transcript of the gene tceanc2, whose product is annotated as transcription elongation factor A (SII) N-terminal and central domain containing 2. Gene Ontology annotation, biological process: DNA-templated transcription. Gene Ontology annotation, cellular component: nucleus. The transcript is spliced from 4 exons. The record is from RefSeq and is a predicted model, not a curated record. Lineage: Eukaryota; Metazoa; Chordata; Actinopteri; Centrarchiformes; Centrarchidae. Bases 338 to 961 code for a protein of 207 amino acids.
AGGUAACAUGCAGCUACUGUUUAGCCACCAUAGUUACUCAGCAGUAGCUAGCUAUAACAAACGUUUGUCACAGUUUCGGUUAUAAAGGAAAUUAUUAAUUAGUGGAUUACUGAAGCAUGACUUGAACCAAGCCAGCACUAUGUUACAUGUAUUUAAUUCAAACGAAAAUUGGAGUUAACGUUGACAAGGUCACGUUAGCUAACUUAACUGUAGAUAGCACCAGUUGUCUUUGGUCGACAGGAAAUUACCUUCAAUUGUAAACUUAACUGUUUAAUCACUAGUUUGUCAAAAAACAAACAAAAAAACAACCAGCCUGACAGGUAAUUUGUAUUUGGAGAUGGACAAGUUUGUAGUGCGGCUUCCAAAGGGGGACACACCUAAAAAAACGAAUAGCAACGACAAAGUGUACAAACAAACUACAAUUGAAUCUUUACGGAGGGUGGUUGUGAUUGAAGAUAUAAUGCGCUACAAGUCCAUCUUGGAGCUGCCAGAACAGAGCAAAGACAACCUGCUGACUGCCCUGACAGAGCUGGGCAAGAAGAUCCCAUCCAGGGAGGUGCUCAAGUCCACAAGAAUAGGUCACACUGUAAACAAAAUGCGAAAGCAUCUGGACCCUGAGGUGAGUUCAGUGGCAGCAAAGGUUUACACUGACUGGAGGACAUUCAUUGAGGAGAAUUCCAAUAAGCCGGUUAUUGAAGUGCGCUCUGACAAACAAUCUGAAGGACUCAGGAGCAACGCCAGAAGACUAAUGUCUGAGGCCUUGGAGGUCAAGGAGGAUUCUGGCCUUAUAGACAUCCUUGAGAGGGAAGUGUUUCACCAGAGCUCCCGUUUAGUCAGCAGCUCAUACAGACGCACUAUUAGAGCGCUAGUUUUUGCCUUUAAACACCACCCUGAUAUCAGAAUUCAAGUGAAGGACAGCACAAUAACAGUCAACCAGCUGGUUUCUAAAUACAAGAAGUAGCUGACGAUGAAUUAGGCUGAGCCUCCGACAGCAUAUUGAAGAUGUCUGGUUGGUUUUAUUUGAAAGUUGUCAAUGUUUUUUGAUGAAUACACAUUUAAGUUUUUAUUUUAUUUUAUUAAAUCUUGAUUUUCUGGAAAGGAGAUAUAAAACAUUUUCACACUUUGUGGCACAUCAGCAACCUUACACUUUUUUAUAAAUGCAUGUAAAUCAUUGUCAUGAAUAUGUAAUUUAUUGUUGGUGGUGAUGAUAAUGCCAUUCCUCUGGAACCAUGAAGUUUUGCGUGAUAGGGGCUGUUUUUAUACUGUUGAACAUUUUUAUACAAAAUAUGAUUGAAAAUAUGACAACUAAAGCA